AUGGCGUUUCGUCUUCUUCUCCUCUUCUUCUCUUUACUUCCAACUGCGUCGGCUGUGUAAGAAAUACUUUUUAUUUUCUGUGGUUGUUAGUUACAAUAUUAGUUUCAAAAGUAAAUUCGAAACGGAAAAUCUUCUAUAAACCAUUCCGUGCCAGCUUUUGUUUCCCUCUGAGCUACAGAAUCAUCCUGUUCGAAGCGCGCGGCCUAUUUCUGGGCAUGCGCCUUCAUUGGGCCUGAAAUAUCCGUUAUAUUAAAGGCGCAUACACAGGCAGAGGUCGCGCGUAUUGAUGGGAAAAGUUCGGUGGUCUGAGGAAAACGAAAAUCGUGACAAGCUGGCGCGUAGAACGGUUCCUCGAACAUGUUAGAUUUGAAAAAGAAAACGUUGAAGAUGCAAAAGCUGUACCCUGCCUCCCUUCGUUCCUGAACCAGAAGAAAUUACUGGAAUGUACCUUUAUGCGCCUAAAACCAGGUAGAUUCUCAAUCUACGCAUAACACAACAAAUAGAGGUCAUACAGGACCUCGACAAGUGCAGACGGAUGCGAAACAUCAGAAAUUUCCUGCGAGUUGCUUUCUUACAAUGUUCAGCAGCCAAUUCUUUACGUGACAGCCUUCUUUAUGUUGAAAACUCUAAUGAGAAAGAUUUGAGGUGAGAAUGGGUGAAGUCUUAAGCCCCUUUUCUCCGCUUGUUUCCAUCAACAUGAUGUGUCAAGAUGGCACCGCUACUUACUCGUUGGAAGGAACUUCAUACGUUUUCGACAGCUUUAUGUGCGCCGACAUAAGUCUGUCAGUUAUUGCACUUCUCACAAGGAGAGUUCUAAUUGGGCAGAUUUCAAGAAGAAAAUUAUUCAUCUUUGCCCUUGGAAUAAUGGGGCUUCAAAAGCACCAAAAAUCAUUGAAAAUCUCUUCAAAACAGUAUCAGUUUUUGAACGUCGAACCGCCACUUAAGCUCCGCCCCUAAUGGCUCAAUUAACCAAUCAGAGAGAGUGUUCAAACACGUAGUUCAAUUAUGAAAAGACUAUCCAACCUUUGAGGCGUCACAACCCGACUGGGAAUUUUGUUUUUGAGAAAAGAUUCAAAUCCCAAAAUGUACACCAGUAUAGGUUGUCCUUUUGAAUUUCCCUUGGCCGUAUCGCUCAGCUUCAAGUUGAAAACAUAUAUUCAGAUGUCCUGAUUGCACUCUUCCAAGUUUCCGUCAAGAAAACGACGGAGUUGUGGGAAUGUAUCAGUACCCUGCUAGAAUUGAGUUAUCAAACAUCGAUAAUCGAUGAUUUAAGAUAAAAUAUUCAGUGUUGUUUCGGAAAACGGAUGCAGCAGUUUACAACUCAAUUGCGACAAGUUGGAUCCCACGAUCUAUUAUCAAAAUCCCGUUCUCCUUGUUAUUUUUUGGUGAACUUUUGUUUGAAAGUGUUUAGAGAUUUAAGGCUCGAACAAAUUCGACGAUUUCAACAUACACUUUGGAACUCCCGCUCAAACUGAGCUGUCAAAGUGGAAGUCCUGCUGCUGUUUAUUCUUACGAAAACAAAUCCUACGUUUUCAAUACUGCCACUUGCGCAUCUUCGAGAAUUGCUGAUUCGUAGGUUUUUGGGCACCUUUUUGUGAAACUCAGUUCCAAAUGAAAGCCAAAAACUAAUCGCCGAAGUUUGAUCAAAAACUGCUUCCGAGAUAUAGUCAAUGUUUCCCGACUUAAAAGGCGAGGGAGGUGGGGCAAGGGACGCGUAGCGUGUGCGUACGCGGUUCGUGGCACGAGUUCAAUUCAAUAGUCAGCGACCAUUUGGAGAGCUCAUUUAUUGCUCUUUUCGUUUCUUUUCAAAUUAUUUAUCGAUUUUUUCAUGUGGGCAUUAAAAAAUAUAUAGCUGAUUCACGGCUGGCUUGAUCCAUCGAAAAAACGGGUCCUGACACGAUAAUGAACGAGACAGCACUCGGCGCGUGGAGAGCGCAGACAGGACACGCCCCCUUAUCGUCCCAAGCUGGCCGUGAAUCAGCUAUAGUAGAACCUAUAAAAAAAGGAGCGGUGACCGAGCAUUUAAAAUAGUCGGUGCGCUUUAAAAUUGAACUCAUGCUAAGAACUGCGUACGCACACGCUACGCGUCAUGCGCUCUGCCGCGCCUCCUUCGCCUUUCAAGUCGGGAAACAUUGACUAUAACACAUCCAUUUUUUUUUCAAGAUGCCAAGGUUGUCCUAUCCCACAGUUCGUCGCCAAUCCUGAACCCAGUUCUGACUAUUAUCAAUACCAACCGACUUACGGGUAAUUUGAAAUCCGACAGAAUUUAUAGGUAAACUCAAUUUGACAGCACCGCGACAAACGAAAACGGAUGCGUGACUACGGUAACUUGUGAUAAGCUCAAUCCAAACGGCUAUCAACAAGAUCCUAGACUUCUUGUACUCUUUUUUAAAAUUUAGCCAAACAUCUUAUCGACUAACUUUUAGUUGAGAGUCCCUGGUGCCCUGAUAACCUGGCAAUGGGGAAGCAAUACCACAUUGACCUGUCGAGACGGCAAUUCUACCCUUGAAAGUGGAGAUACUGCGAUCGAUUUCAAAACUCUCGUGUGCAUUGUGGCCAAAAAGACGUCAGUUCCAAUUUUCAAACGAUUAAAUAAGUUAUUUUUCAAGGUGCCAAGUUUGCCCUCGACCAUCUUCAGCUCCCAAUCCUGAACCACAUCCUGCUUUUCUUCAAUACGAACCAACCUACGGGUAACUCAAAAUUCAGCCAACAUCAUUGGAAAGCCUAAAAAAACAGUACCCCGACAAGUGAAAACGGAUGCGUAAUUGCGGUAACCUGCGACAAGCCCGACCCCACCAGAUAUGAACAGAAUCCUAGACUUCUUGUGAUAUACUCAAGUGAACUAAGCAAUCUAAUCGAGAGACUUUUAGUUGAGAGUCCCCGGUAACCUCAUCACCUGGGAAUGGGGAAGUCCCACAUUGACCUGCCAGGACGGCAACUCUACUCUUGAAGGUGCACCUUACCCAAUUCAGUUUGAUACUCUCGUGUGCAUUGUGGCACCUAAGUGAGUUUUUUUUUCUUCAAAAUCACACAAAGUCAAGUUAUUUUUCAAGGUGCCAAGUUUGCCCUCGACCAUCUUCAGCUCCCAAUCCGGAACCACAUCCUGCUUUUCUUCAAUACGAACCAACCUACGGGUAACUCAAAAUUCAGCCAACAUUAUUGGAAAACCUAAAAAAACAGUACCCCGACAAGUGAAAACGGAUGCGUAAUUGCGGUAACCUGCGACAAGCUCGACCCCACCAGAUAUGAACAGAAUCCUAGACUUCUUGUGAUACACUCAAGUGAACUAAGCAAUCUAAUCGAGAGGCUUUCAGUUGAGAGUCCCCGGUAACCUGAUCACCUGGGAAUGGGGAAGUCCCAAAUUGACCUGCCAGGACGGCAACUCUACUCUUGAAGGUGCACCUUACCCAAUUCAGUUUGAUACUCUCGUGUGCAUUGUGGCACCUAAGUGAGUUUUUUUUUCAAAAUCACACAAAUUCAAACCUUCCCGCCUUGAAAGCUGAAAUGGGGUAGAUUGGCAAGGGUGAAGUGUGCGACGCGGCUUUGGCGGGGAACUCGAGGUCGAACACGAGCUUUUGAAUAAAUUGUAGUUUUUUAGAAUUUGGAAAAGGGUGAGCUAAAGUGAUUAAGGUAUAAAAAUAAUUUGAAAAGUUUCUUUCUUUAUGACUCCUUUUGAUCUCAAGUUCCCGCCAUUCGCAUACCAAAAGCUUCACCUAUGCCAACCUACCCAUCUCUACUUUCAAGUCGAGAAAAAUUGACCAAAUUGACAAAAAACAUUUGAAAGGCUUCGUUCUUGUGAAAAUAAAAAGUGAAAAGCUGAUGAAGUUUUUUUUUUGAUGUAAAUUAGAGUCAAAGUUACUAAAACUCAUCGUCAUGAUUAACUGUGAUUGAAGGUGCUUUGAUUGCUCUCUACCACCACCUUUCGUUCUCAAUCCUGAAGUUGCUGAGUAUUUUCAUCAGUACCCACCAACCUACAGGUAUUUUUCCAAAUCGUAAGGCAUAAUAAACUCUCCCUCAUACAGCCCCUCAGAAGAUUCGAGAUGGUGCCCUGCAUUUACAGCUUCUUGCGAGAAGCUCGACCCCGUAGGAUAUGGACAAGACCCUGCUUUUCUCGUUACUACUUUUCGAAACUAUGAUUCUAAUCGACAAGAUUUAAGAUAACUUCUGCUGAUGGAGUAUAUAGUCUCCAGGAAUGGGAAAACGCCAAAUUGACCUGUCUAGACAAUAUUUCUUACGUUGAGAAUGGAAACACUUCAAUCGCCAUCAAAAAUGUCGUUUGCACUGUUGGGACGUUGUCGGAGUUCGUUUUUCUUUGUUUCAGUUUUUUUUUCUCCUUAAAGUCCUUGGGUGAUUAAUCUGAACUUUUUGGGACAGAACACUUUUGUAGAAUAUUUGAUAAUGACCACAAAAAUAGAAGCAAUUUUUCCAUAUUUCUUUGGUUCAACUUUUUUAUUUGUGCCAGGUAUAUAGUUUUCUUGAGUUAUCUUUUAUAAAUGGAAAUCGAAUGUUUUUACAGUUUUCAAAUCAAAUAUCGUCUGAAAGUCGUACUAUAAUCAAGUUUUCCCGACUUGAAAGAAGAGGAAGACGGAAAGGAGGCGGGAAGCGUAUGCGGUUCUUGGCAUGAGUGCAUGUGUGUAUGUAGAACAUAUAGAAAAAGAGCGGUGACCAAGCUUUUUAAAUAUUCGGUGGCGAUUGAAUUGAAAAAAGGCGUACGCAGACGCUACGCGUCUCGCCUCCUUCGCCUUUCAAGUCGGGUAGGAAUGACUUUACUAUAAUUUUGCUCAGUUGUUCGUCGUGUGCUCUACCGGAAUUCCAUAUAUACCAAGAUUUAGUGACUUCUACAAUAUAUUAUUAUCCACCAAUGAUCAGGUUCCUUCGAAGAUUAAAAACUUUUUUCAAAAAAUCUUUCAGAGCUUCUUGCGAGCGCGGAUGCGAGAAGAUUGAAAUAUUCUGCGAGCCACAAGACCCUAACGCUUUCCAAAUUGAUAGCACCUUGCUUUUCGUAAAUUUUGAUAUUUUUUUUCUGUUCAACGCCUGAAGAUUCAGGUAAGAAAUGCCAAUCUGACGGGAUUUCCAUUGGCUUUAAACGCAUCCAACUCAAGCAUCUUUAACGUAAAUUGUGCCGGCGGUAUACCAACGUUGGAUCACCAAGGCGGGACCACCUUUUUAGAAAAAGUGGCAUGUGCAGUAGCACCAUUGUGAGUUAGAGAGAGGUUUACAAAGAGUAUAGUGUGUGUGCCACGACUUAAAAUUUCACCGAACGACAUUCCGCUGUUCCUCUGCGAGCAUUCGCGAAGCGUCUUUCGAAUCUAGGUCACGCUUUCAAUUGAUUGUUAUUGCUGUGGGAGCACAUGAAAGUAGAGUACCUUGAUGAGAAUUAAAAGUGCGACCAAGGUUCGCAAAGGCGCGCAGCGGCACAGGGGAAUGUCGUUUGGUGAAACUCCAAAUUGUGGUAUACAGGCUAUACAGAAAUCACUAAAAAUUUCGCGGUAGAUAAAACUCCCCCAUAGAGAUCACUUGAGCUUUAAAGGCCAAGGAAUAAAUUCUAAACACCUAUAGAGACCACCUAAAUUUUCCCCUUAUAUGAACUAUUUUUUCGUCCCAGAAGAAGGCUAAUUUUCCCCCUGACACACAGUGUUUCAAAACGGGCGAGUGCAGGCGAAAACAAUGGUCGUCUCAAUGGAGCGAAAACGCGAGUUCCUUCUAACGCAACGCGGUGCGGCGCGUGUCAACCUCUCAAAAUUUCAUUCAAUUUAAAUAUAGUUUUUUUUUCUUUUUCUCGUUUUAGGAUUGCGAGGGCCCAGGUGAAUAGCAAAUGUUUUGUUAGCCGCAAGGGGCAAGCCCCAGGUAGAUGACCAUUCAAAAAUAGAUUUUAUACUAUGUUGGAGAGAUUCUGGGUUAGAACCGUAAAUUUUGAUAUCAUUAAAACUUCACUUCAACUUAUCUACUCAUCGGGGCGGAGCGCCCCUGGGCAACUGCUCAAAACAGCGGGGCGCCCCGGGUCGCCCCGUCAGCAGCACUGGCCUUCAACACGUCUAAAAGUUACACGGAAGAGCCAAUGACCCUUUUGGUGUAACAAAAACUUACCCGUCAUCCGAGUUUAAUAGGAAAAAAAAUUUCCCAACCCCAAUUCCAUCCUACUCCGGAUAUUUUUUUUUGAAUUUUCAGGAAUCCAUAAAGAAUUUGAGCAAAAAUUUUUUGAGAAAAGUUCUCUAAUGAUGGGAAGUCUGUCACAACUUCAGAAAAUUUCCAUAAAUUUAGUCCAUGAAAAAAAAAGCGAUUUUAGAAAGAAAUGGCCAUUUUACUCAUGCAAUUUUAUUGUUCUCAUCAAAAUUCGUGAAAAAAAUAAUGGCAAAAAAAAGUUAGCGGCAAAAGGAUUUGAAUUUUCAUCAUAGGCUCCGCAAGCUAACACGCUAACCACUGUACCACGCUCCUAACUGCCAUGCGGUGGUUGGUGGCGCGGCCACAUUCCUUCCAAACGGCGUCACAUGGCUGAGGAUAAAAACAUUGAAAGAACAUAUCUCAAAAACAAAAAGUUUGCGCAGAUAGCGACUAUAAGGGAUCGAUUCCCAGUCCAUCAAAGAUUGUUUAAGCAAGUUUAUAAAAAAUUCUGAACUCUACGCUAAAAUGACCUCUCCUAUAGAGAUGACUCUGGAUCUACUACGUGCACUACCUGCGAUUUACCGUUUUCACCGCCAUCAACAUCUGAGGAGAAAGAAUACUACUACGCUCUCACGAAAAAGUGCGUUUCAGUAGUAUUUUUCCUUCUACCUUACUUAGGAUUCUUAUUAUUAUAAAAUUUCAGUAUAACAGAAAGUGAUUGUUCUACAUAUCAUUACUGCGCAGCGUUGGAUGAGACUAUUUACAAACAACCGUCGACCUUAAUGGUAAAUAUCCUUGACAACCGAAAAAAGUAA
Caenorhabditis auriculariae is the source of this 6917-nucleotide messenger RNA. The record is from the annotation of a GenBank genome assembly. NCBI's taxonomy places the organism in Eukaryota, Metazoa, Nematoda, Chromadorea, Rhabditida, Rhabditidae.